Messenger RNA from Dreissena polymorpha, 1009 nucleotides. RefSeq lists its product as uncharacterized. Gene Ontology annotation, biological process: regulation of gene expression. The record is from RefSeq and is a predicted model, not a curated record. Lineage: Eukaryota; Metazoa; Mollusca; Bivalvia; Myida; Dreissenidae. Gene Ontology annotation, cellular component: nucleus. The transcript has 10 exons. Bases 159 to 857 code for a protein of 232 amino acids.
UUCUUUAGAGAAUACAGCCUACAUGAAACGAUUAUUUAGUAUAUUGUAACCAUAAGCAAUGGAUGGAUGAGCGUUUAGAUUAAACAAUUUAACCCGUGAAUCUUACUUCUGAGGAUACUAGUGUUGAAGAAGAAAGUAAAGACCUAAAAAAAAACACUAUGGACAGAAGGAAAAGAGAGAGAGAACGAGAACGAAAGAGAACUGCAAGGCGACUACUACAGAAAUGCCAAGAUCCAGACGAGCAAGAAGGAGUCCAGUUCAGCUUUGAGAUGCCCGGAGACCAGAACAAGGCUUACAACGAUUUCCAUGGCAACCAGCAGAACAGCCCUGCCCUGACCCCCAGUGUGUUCAUGUACCAUACCCCCAAGGGUAUCGUGUACUCCACCGGCUCCCUCCCGGACAAGUUCAAUUUCCAGCAGGUCACAUCACAAGAUAGCGCAGGUAACCAUUGGCAUGAUUCAGUGCCUGCCAUUAACUCGGACCAGCUGACCAAUCAGACAAACGAGCAUGUCCAACAAGAUGAGAGUAAUAUAUGCACAAAUGGCUAUGAAGAAAAAAGGAGACGCAUCAGGCGCAAGGACACAAAGGCAUAUAUAAGAUACCUGAACGAUAGGCGAGAUAGUUUUCGCCGGGAGAAUCCGUCUAUUUCAAAUCCCAAUUACCAGAUGCAUAUGAUGAGCAUCGAGUGGCGCAAUAUGCCGGACGAAGAAAAGAAGAAAUACAGAGAUGCUGCGGAGAAAGACAUGGAGAGGUUUAAUGAAGAGAUGCUAGAAUACCAGAAAACAGGAGAUUGCAAAGAAUUCCAUGGUAUACAAAGGACAGGCGAGAUGAGUUCAAUAAACAGAGGGCAUCGAUGACGAACCCGGAAUUUCAACAAGGCUUACUGUCAACUGUCUCCAAUAGCAGCACAGGAAGCAGGAAUGAAAUCAAAGUGGAACCAAUUGAAAGUUCUCUCGCAUCUCCAAUUGCCACCUCUACCUCAACCAUUAACACUGACAGCACCCCAAAG